Messenger RNA from Alligator mississippiensis (American alligator), 4888 nucleotides. RefSeq names its product CD79b molecule (gene CD79B). The coding region runs from base 83 to 763 and encodes 226 amino acids. The record is from RefSeq and is a predicted model, not a curated record. Lineage: Eukaryota; Metazoa; Chordata; Crocodylia; Alligatoridae. Gene Ontology annotation, cellular component: B cell receptor complex; external side of plasma membrane. The transcript has 6 exons. Gene Ontology annotation, biological process: B cell receptor signaling pathway; B cell differentiation.
GCCAAGCAGAGAGUUCGCAAGGUUUUUGCAGAAGCAACACAAGGGCUGGAGAUUUGAUGUUUUUCUCCUGUCUGCAGUAACUAUGGCUACUUUGUGCAAGAGGCUCCUGGUACCACACGCACAGCUCUGGAUUAUAGUCCUGAUUGCAGGUGUGAUCUCAGCCACAAAAGACAGAAGAGAGCAGAACGUAGUUACAUCCUGCUCAAGAUUUCAGCAAUACCCUCGUUAUGUGGCUGCCAAAAAGAACACCAACGUUCACUUCAUCUGCCAUCACCAAAAUGGUAGCAGCAUCCGGUGGUACAAAAUGAGUGAACAAGAUAAUAUCCCCCAGGUGAUCAGAAGUGCUUUGCCAAAGAUUGAAGUGGUUUCGAAAGAUACAGUUUUGGAGAUGACCAUCAAUAAAAUCCAAUAUGAAGACAAUGGCAUUUACCUGUGUGAAAAUGCAAGCCUUAUGGGGUCUGUGCAACUGAAACACAAAUGUGGGAGUGAACUCAAAGUAAUAGGAUUCAGCACCAUUGAGCAAGUCCAGAACCGAAACACGCUGAAAGAUGCCAUCAUCAUGAUCCAGUCCAUUCUCCUGGUCAUCUUUGUGAGCGUCCCCAUGCUCCUGUGUUUGGACAAAGGUGAUGGCAAGGACAUUUCUGAUGAAGACCACACCUAUGAGGGCUUGGAAAUUGAACAAACAGCCACCUAUGAGGAUAUUGCACCUUUUCGGGAUGUCAAAGCCAAAUGGACAGUUGGGGAGCAUCCGUGCCAGGAGUGAGGGAGUCUGCAUACAGGUGACUUGCAUACAUUAGCAGCAAAGCUUCUCAUACCUGCAGUGCCCGUGAGCUUCCCACUGAUGCCUGAAGGGGCAGGAUUCCCAGGCCCCUGCUGUGGGCUCUGUUACAGACUUGUAUGUUCCAGGGCAAGAUCAUGAACUGACAAGAUGGUGGGACAUUGAAAACAGCCCCCAAUCCUCCCAUGGGCACAGCGGCCUCCUGUAACCAUUAGCAGAGCUUGAUUUAGUCUUGGUGCUGUAUAUUUGGUGCUCGCUUUACUGGGUCUGUAUCCAUGUCUGGACUGUAGCAUCCGGUUUUUCGGGGAAUUUUUUUUGCCUCCUUGGUGCAUUGCAGAUAUUAGUAGCAAACUGCUACCAGCUGGUAAGAACACUGACUUAACCUCAGCCUGAAUAUCCAGGUGCUUGGACCCCUACAGAACCCUUGCAUGUUUAAAGCAACAAAUGUUCCAGUCUGCUGUGAUAAAUAGCUUUUUCUUCUGAUGCCCUGUAAUAUGGACAGGAGCAGGCAAGUUUGUAGAUCCAAACAUAUCCCAAAUGGCCAAAUGGUGAUCUUUUUCCUCAGGCCAAGCAGACCCUCACACCAUGUGUGAACCCAGUGAAAUCUUCAGGAAUAAGAGUGUAAGGGUAAUAGUGAGGGCUGGUAACCCCAUCUAGCCCAGAGGCAGGAAAGACUAGAUGUUUUUCUAAAAAGUCUGCUGCAGUUCAUACAGGCCUGAAUUCAAGGAUGUCAGGUGGCCUGUCUUGUCCAGGAGAGGACCACAAUGAUCCCACCUGGCCUGUGAUCUCUGAAUCUAUUAAAAAGGAUGUCAAUUGUAGGUUCAACUGUUUUUACAAAUUUUAAUAAAGAACAUUAAUAAAUCAGCAUUCUGUUAUUCCUGCUAAAUGCCCAGAAAUAAGACUGGCUCCUUCCUGAGACACAGCCCCAGGCAUGUUUUGCUAAUAUAUUUAAGGGCUUCAGUUGCAAUUGUAACUAGAUUAGCUCAUACAUGUUCUACAAUAAGAAGCAUCAAGAUCAUUUAAUAUCAACUAACCCACUGGAAGAGCAUUUUUUGUGAACCAAAGUAUGGAGUGUUAGCUCAGUGCUAAUGACACGUCCCCUUAAUGUCAGUUAAAACCUGUUGCAACAACAUUUCAAGGAUCACCUUGUGGUUUUUGCUGCACAGCUCAUCCAUUGCAAGAUGAAAUAUCUGAGCUCUCUCAAAGUGUGGUUGAGCAGCAGUGCUCAGGCUGAAUUCUGCCAACCAGCAGCCAUACACGCUUAGUACAUGCUGGUGAUCUGCAUGGAGCCAAGUCAGCUGAGAAAGUUCUUCUUUCACUGGGAAGAGCCAAGAAGCCUGGAAAAGCAUAUCCUCGUCACUGAUUUGUAUUAUUAAAGAUAACAGAAGCCCUGGCCCCAUUGUGCUAGGUGCUGCAUAUAGCCAUGGAAGGGAACAGUCCCAGCCACAAAGAACCCGUAAGGUAGGGCACAACAGAUAAACAUAGAACUGAGUUGGAUGGCAGAAAGUGUCAGGUACAGUGACAAACAACCCUUUGCUAGUCACCUACCAAGCCAUAGGUUGCCAACUGACUGUGGGCCUUGCAGGAGAAGUGGGGAGGAUCCUGAAGGGGACUGGGCCAGUGGCUAGGGGGAUUCCUCCAAAGUUGUUUCAGGCACAAAGCAACAGCAUAGAAGAGAGUGAGAAAGCACCCAUGGAGCAACAAAAAAACGACAGACUGAAGUUAGUGGGGUUCCAGAGAGGAUGGAGCUAGAGUGUUCUCAGUGGUGGCAGAUGAUAUAACAAGGAGCAAUGGUCUCAAGUUGCAGCAAGGGAAGUUUAGGUUAGAUAUUAGGAAGAAUUUUCUCACUAGGAGGGUAGUAAAACACUGGAACAGGUUACCCAGAGAGGUAGUGGAAGCUCCAUCCUUGGAGGUUUUCAAGACCCAGCUAAACAAAGCUUUGACUGAGAUGAUCUAGUUGGGGAAGGUACUGCUUUGAGCAGGGGUUUGGACUAGAUGACCUCCUGAGGUCCCUUCAACCCUAACUUGCUGUGAUUCUGUGAUUCUUUGACAUACCCAAAGCAAGGAGGUUGUAAAGGCCUGGAACAGAGUUCUAACUGCAGACAAGGAAGGGUAAAUCCCAGGGAUGUACUGCAAGAAAAGCCAGUAGGGCUUGGAUACAGCCUGGGUGUUUGGCUUAGUAGCACCCCGAUGCAUUUUCCUACCAGCAGCGGCAGGAUUUGCCUAAAGAGAAUACAUUCCUGGAGAGCUAAAAAUACAAAGGGCUGGCUAGUGGGAGACUCAUUCUUCAUGGGACAGAAGGGAGAUAGACACUCCAUUUGUGCUCCCCUAAUAUGACCUUUUGUGUAAACAAUUCCUGUGGGGCUACUACAGAGAUGAUAUGCAACUGCAAACAGGAGAGGAGAGAUCCAGGAGAUGUGGCCCAUGUUGUGCCAGGUUUGAAAACCCCUGCCUUGCAGCAUUGAUAGAAAAAUUGCUUUCAUACUGGUAAGUGCAUCCUCAGCUUUCUUUGUUAGUGGUACAAAACAUGUGAUAAAUUAGCAUGAUAUGAAAUGGCUGAACCAUGAGGUCUUUUCCAUAACCAUGGCAGGUAAAUCUCCCUCAGCAAUGAAAGGAUCCUGGAUCUGGUCACAUGCAUAUGUUGAUCUUUCUGGCUUACCUAAUACACCUCAAGCACAUAUUGUACCUUGUUUCUGAAUGGGACUUCUGACACAUGGGUGGCUGGUGUCUUGUUUGGGAGGUUUGUUGUUUUUUCUUGUUUUGCUUUUGGGGGGCGGAGGGGGGGAGGCAGGGAACAGAUUUUAUAUCAGGAUAGCAAUAACAAUAGGAAAACAGCCUGUAAUUGUUCCUAUGUAUGAUAUAUCAGUAGAUGCAUGAACAAUAGCAAUUCCUAACCCCACUCCCUCAGAUGGGAACUUCACAGGGCAUACUCUGCCCUUGUUUAUGUGGCCAUAUGGACUUUCAGAUAAAACUGUUUGGGCAAAGCAGCAGCCCAUGAAACAAAUGUAGAAUAAUUGGCAAAUAGAUGGUUCAGCAAAGACCAGAAAGGCUGUGCACUCAUUGCUCCUGACCCUGCCAGCUGGAACCUGAAUGCAGAGCACUGUUGAGAUUCAAGACCCAAUAGCACCCACUUCCACUACAUUUAUCUUUAGGCUUCCUUGGGGCAGGGAGUGGUGAUUUGGCCACAUGUCUCUUAUAUUUUGUGGGGUUUGCCACUAACAACCUAAUCCUGGCCCCUUUGCUCAGCUGGGGUCUCAGAGCUAGACAUUUGAGAACCAGGCAGAAAAAAUGGCUGUAAUAGUUCCACAGGUCACACACAUGGCUGGGCAGGUAUAAGCCAGCCUGUGUUAUUCAUGAAUGCCAUUUUGUUUAUUGAAGAGAGCCCACCCCAGGUCCAGUAUAAGUAACAGGGCAUCAAGGGAUACCUGCUAACCUUACAACUGCAGUGCAUCAUUAGGGUCUUCUUGAAAGUGAAUCACAGCAUUGCUCCAGUUUGUGUGAUGCCCAAAAGUCAAUUAAUUCUUAUUUAUUGGUAGCUCUUUUGGAUGGAAAUUGGAUGCAAAUGAAUGGGAAUUCAAUUACAAAUGCACAAGAAAACAGUAUUUUAAAACUGAUUUUAUUUGUUGAGUAACAGUACCUUCAAUAUAUUGGAAAUAUAAGGAAAAAGUUUAACCAAAUACGUUUUGCAUUUAAAACUCAUUUAUUUAGCAAUACAGCUAUAAUAUAUAGUCAGAUAAUUGAGUUGAUGGUUUCCAGUUACAGCCUUCAUAUCUUAGAGCUAGUAGGACUCAUACUUUCAAACUAGUCUCUAUUUAUAGAUUGGAGGAAAAAAACCAAACUAUCUUGCUUUUUUCAGCUGCCAUUUUGUUUCUUAAUGUUCUAUGAACUAGCCAUUGAACAGAAUUAAUUGCAGAAGAAGCUACCGAUAUCAAAUACAGUUGUAACACUUCAGCCUAGUUCUUUAAAGCUUUGACAGCAAAUGUGUCUUAAUGCUGUUAAUGUGUUUAAUUUCCAUUACUGCAUGUGACUAGAGUAUAACAAGUCUCAGCCUAAGAAUAGUUUUGUUUUAAUUUUAAAUGCCAUUAGGUUCCUUAUGUAAUAAAAUGUGUU